AGGAGGACUGCCAGAGAUGCAGUGGACGCACAUUUAAUCGACUCGACGUUCCAUAUCGCAACGUCUUCGAGAAACAGGGACAGAGCGAAGUCCUUGUACUUCUAGGUAACGUAUUGCAUCUAUACCGACACUAUGAUCAAUACUAGGUGACCGCCCGCCCAUGUUUUCACCCCUGUGCAUUUGCGCGCGCUCUCUAAAGAAUAUUUUACGAAGAUAAUCUGAGUAUCGAUCCGAGCAGAGGGCGCGUACGACACUAUAUUUGACCAGUCCUUAGACUCGCUGUUGAGUGAUACACACGCCUGGAGUUGUCAGAAGCCCAUUUCUUCUUUCGGGCGAAAGACAGGCUUCGCAUUCUCUUUACGAAGUGAAGCGGUGGUUUCGCUUCCAGUUAAAACCACUGAAUUGCUAAUUUUACAUGAGAACAAACUUCGAAUGUCUUCGUAACUUGUGACUGAAGCGGAAAACGACAAUAUUUAGCAAAAUAACCCGCCUGAACUGUUUACGGUCGUGUGCUCUGUUCAAUGUCUUUUUCAGUUUUGUACUGCAUUUUGGAGGAAUUUAUAUUGGAAAAAACAUACUCGGUCUGUAGGUUUUGCGCGCAACUCCCAGCUGUGCGAUGGUACAAUGGUUCGUUGCUGUUUGUGUGCUCAUACUGGUGGCCUGUCUGUGGACAACUUUGCGCUAUCUCCGAUCGGGAAGUCUGCCUACUGCGCUCCUCCGUGGACUGCGAUGGGACCGCUCUCGGCGCCCAACGAGGGACUGCUGGCCAAACCGGUGCCGCUCUGCUCACAGCUCUGAUGAUGCCCCAGCGGAGGGGGCAGACGCGGUCAGGUUGAUUUGCAAGCCGUCUGCUCUGGCUAGUCACCUCGUCAAGAACUGCCCGACUUUCUCACAUUUUCCUUUUGGGUCGAAAUGGAGCUGGCGGGCGAACCCUUUCCUGCAGACGGUUUUCGGCGCCUGUUGGAUCUCCGACAGCACAGUGCACUUCGUGCGAGACCACCUGCAGAUGAGCGACGGCGGGUUGGUGGCGCUGGACUGGGCUGUAGCGGGGUCGGCUUGGCACAAGCGGAGGAGGACGACCAGUAAUUCCACUAACCCCGUUCUCCUCAUCAUCCCGAACUCCUUCGGAAAAAUCACCGGGAAUGUGUUGAAGCUGUGUGAGGAGGGCCUGCAUCAUGGCUACCUCCCGGUGCUGUUUAACCGGCGUGGGCAGAACGGCACUCCUCUGGCCACGGCGCGGCUGCAGCAGUUUGGGGACCCGGCUGACCUGAGGGAGGCGGUGUGUUACAUCCGGUACCGGCAGCCUGCGAGCCGGCUGUACGCAGUGAGCGAGAGCACGGGCUCUGGCCUGCUCCUGUCCUACCUGGGCGAGUGUGGGUCCUCCAGCUACCUGACUGCGGCCGGCUGCAUCUCCCCCAUCCUGCGCUGCCAGGCCUGGUACGACAGCACCACCCACUGGCCCUACAGCGCCGCCCUGCUGCUCUACCAGAAGAUCAGCCUCAGCAGGUACAGGACGGCUCUGGGGGAGGCACUGUUCUCCUGCAGUUCCCUGCGUAGCCUGGAGGAGGCACUGUUCUGCAGGGCAGCAGAGGGCAGGGCCAGCUUGGAGGGGGGUGGGGCAGAGGGUGGGGCCUUCUGGGAGCAGUACUGGGAGCGUAACGAGGCUUUGCGGGAUGUGGACGAGGUGGCGGUGCCCGUGCUGAGCGUGUGCAGCCGGGACGACCCGGUGCGUGGCGAUCCGAUGGGAACGCUGCCUCUGGAGCUUUUCCGGAGCAACCCCCACCUGUUCCUGCUGCUCACCGGGGGGGGCGGGCACUGCGGCUUCGCCACGCCCACCGGCAGCUGGAGCCACUGCGCCCUGCUGCAGUUCUUCCAGUCUGCCACCGACUUCUGCAGCUCCCAGGAGCGUGUGCGGCGGGUCAGCAGGGCCGUCCGCCAUCACAGCGGCAGCACCUGCAGGAAGCCCCCGCCCUGCCCCCCUGCCGCCCGGGCCUGCCCCCCUGCCACCCUCACUUUCUCCAGCUGGCAAAGGUCCUACACCCGCUGA
Molecule: messenger RNA, 2047 nt
Organism: Conger conger (European conger)
Lineage: Eukaryota; Metazoa; Chordata; Actinopteri; Anguilliformes; Congridae
Product: protein ABHD15-like
Exons: 3
Coding region: 617-2047 (476 amino acids)
Molecular function (GO): short-chain carboxylesterase activity; monoacylglycerol lipase activity
Source: RefSeq, a predicted model, not a curated record